Pipistrellus nathusii (Nathusius's pipistrelle) is the source of this 1179-nucleotide messenger RNA. Lineage: Eukaryota; Metazoa; Chordata; Mammalia; Chiroptera; Vespertilionidae. The record is from the annotation of a GenBank genome assembly.
AUGUCGCUUGCACAUGCAGCUGCGGAGUACAUGCUCUCAGACGCCCUGCUGCCUGACCGCCGGGGCCCCCGCCUCCAAGGCCUGCGCCUGGAGCUCCCCCUGGAUCGCAUAGUCAAGUUCGUAGCCGUGGGCUUCCCCUUGUUGCUGAUGUCCCUGGCCUUUGCCCAGGAGUUCUCCUCCGGGUCUCCCAUCAGCUGCUUCUCGCCCGGGAACUUCAGCGCCCGGCAGGCCGCCUAUGUGGACAGCUCCUGCUGGGACUCGCUGGUUCACCACCAGCUGGAUGAGUCUGGGCGGUACCAGCUGAAAUCCCUCUGGCCUCACAAGGCCCUCCCCUACUCCCUGCUGGCCCUGGCGGUGGCCAUGUACCUGCCAGUGCUGCUGUGGCAGUACGCAGCCGCGCCGGCCCUCAGCUCCGACCUGCUGUUCAUCAUCAGCGAACUGGACAAAUCCUACAACCGCUCCAUCCGCCUGGUGCAGCACAUGGUGAAGAUCCGGCACAAGAGCUCGGACCCCCACGUUUUCUGGGAUGAGCUGGAAAAGGCCCGCGGAGAACGGUACUUUGAGUUCCCCUUGCUGGAGCGGUACCUGGCAUGCAAGCAGCGCUCACACUCACUGGUGGCCACCUACCUCCUGCGGAACUCACUCCUGCUCCUCUUCACCUCGGCCACCUACCUGUACCUGGGCCACUUCCACCUGGACAUCUUCUUCCAAAAGGAAUUCAGCUGUUCUGUCAAGACGGAGCUGCUCAGCGAUGAGACCGACGUCCCCGAUCUCAUCACCUGCCGGCUGACCUCCCUGUCUGUCUUCCAGAUCGUCAGUCUCUCCACGCUAGCCAUAUACACCGUCCUGGUGCCGGUGAUCAUCUACAACCUCACCCGGCUGUGUCGGUGGGACAAACGGCUUCUGUCCAUCUACGAGAUGCUCCCGGCGUUUGACCUCCUCAGCAGGAAGAUGCUGGGGUGCCCCAUCAACGACCUCAAUGUGAUCCUCCUUUUCCUCCGAGCCAACAUCUCGGAGCUCAUCUCUUUCAGCUGGUUGAGUGUCUUGUGUGUGCUGAAGGACACGACCACCCAGAAGCACCACAUUGACACGGUGGUCGAUUUCAUGACUUUAUUAGCUGGCUUAGAACCCUCAAAACCAAAACACCUCACUCGCCAGAUCAGUGAUGAGAACCCGUAG